CCGAGGAGAUACGGGCAGGGACAAAUAGUGGGAGGAAAAAGAUGGAGGUGGAAGGAGGGAGGGAAUGAUCGACCUUCCUGUCCAUCCUCCAUACGGCCUGGUUCUCUGAAAUGUGACAUAAGCAACAGUGGUGGUUGAAGAGCAUUUUAUACACGGAUUCAGUACAGUAAGACAACCAGUUGCACAAGUGGAGUAUAACUGUGGAUUCAACGACAGUGUGAGAAUUUUCCCAAUGAUGUCCGGUUCUGUAUCCGCUCUUCUUCGUGAGGAGGGAAAUAAAGUGUAUAGGUCUGCAUGUGCGCCAGGAAUAGGUCCUGUUAUCCAAAUUGACAGACUUCAAAAAGCGAGGAAUUUGUAUGAUAGGGCAAACACCGCUGAUGGAUCUGUUGAAGACAAAUGUUCUGCAGCCAAAAAUUUAGCUCUUUGUGAGUGGCGCAUAGGAAAAUUACAUAUUUUAAGAGAUGAGAGAACAGAACAUAUUGCCCAUCAGUUUAAAGAGGCUUUAAAGCACUACCAGUAUGCAUAUAUUCACGGUAAAACGUGCAAGGAUACGAAGUGGGUUGCCGACAUUACAUCCAAAUGUAGUGAAUGCUUCGAUGAUUUUGAGACGUUUCUUUCCAAAUUUUCGUUUGAGUGCAGGAUCAGGUACCUAACACAGGUUCUCCAAUUGAUAUCUGUUCCGGACGUGAUAACUAAUGUAUAUGUGCAACUUACCCAGCAUCAUUUUCACGAGGGAAUUAACGCAUGGCAAAAAGGAGAUUACAUGAGAUGUAGACAUCAAAUGGCGGAGUGUCACUUUCCAAUACACGAGGCACGAAAACAUGGACGGGAACUACCUGAUAUUCUCAGGGAGGUCGAUGUCUUAGAGAAGGACGUUCAUAUGCACAUGUGUAUCGCAGAAUCAUCGAAAGCAAGACAAACAGGAGACGGAUUGUUGGAGAAGAUAACCCGUUACUAUGAGACUGUUGAUAUGAACAUGGUAUGGGAUAUAAUAGAUUGGUAUAAACAAUCUAUUCUCCUCGCUAGAGAAUUGGACAUGGAGCAAGAGGCAAUAGCACUGGGGAGAAUUGGACGGGUGUAUGCGAAGAUUUUGAAAUUCAAGCCACAGGCGAAGGAGUACUUUAAAAGGGCUAUACAAAUGGCUGCAUCAAUGGCACCACGCACCUUUGUAUCGUGUGAUUGGUAUCAGGAAUGCACCGAGAUGUUGAAAAAGUACCAAGAAGAAACUGUCACUCAUGAACAAGAAGAAAAGGACAAAGAAAAAGAGAAGGUUAAGGAAGAAAUAAAAGGGGAACUGGAAGAAAUCAAACAAAAACAUCUGAAAAUGACCAAUAUUCAAUUCCUGCAGUAUGUAUAUAAAACGUACCCACCUAAAAACGAAACAUUUAAACUGGAGAAAGACGCGGAAGAAAAUAUAAAGAAAACACUGCAAAAAGCAGUGACUCAUUACCAUCCCGAUAGAUCCGAACCGGAGAAAAAUGGUUUGAAAUGGAAAGUUUUGUCUGAAGAAAUAACAAAGUAUCUCUCCAGUAGAUACGAGAUUCAAAAAGGAAUCUCGUAACUUUUAUUUGUAGAUCUUGGUACAGUGUAUAUUAAGUUGGAUCAAUCGCCAAGAAGCUAGUAGAACGCCAACCCUAGUCCAGUGGCUUAAUUGGUAUAUUAAAGGGUUUCGGAGAUACAGACUCCUUACUUUAAAUAGCACGACCAUAUAUCUAUAGAGGAUCGAAGAUUUUAUGUAGCGUUGUGAAUACCGUAUAAAGAUUAUGCUUUUCUGAAUUCAUAUAUCAUAUCAUUAAUAUUUAAACUUACACACAUAACAUUCAAGGGUCGAUUUUUCGUGGAUUGGUGAUUGAUUUUUUUUUUUUUUUUUUUUUUUUUUUUUUUUUUUUUUUUUUUUUUACAAUUUUGUUGGAAAUAUUCUUAUAUUUACUAAUAUUACAGAUUGUUUAUUACUUAUGUUAUCAAUCAAAAGUUGGAUAUUUUUCUACGUAAACAUACAACAUUUUGGAGUAUAUCUGCACUUUGUAAAGUAUAUGCUAGUAUAUGAAAAUUCAAAGCUAGGGUGAAUAGAACUAGAAUAUGAUUAUGCCAGUAGUCGUGCUUACAAUGUUCUUUACAGUUUGUUAAAAGUGUUUCUCUACUGUUAGGAUCAUGGACUAUUAGUGUCUGCUUUCACAUGAUACGACAAUUACUACACAUUAUUUAUUGAGAAUGAUAUGAGAGUAAGACUAUAGUGUUGCAUUUAUUUUAAAGCUGACAUGAAUUAAUAAAUAUACAAGAAUU
Messenger RNA from Ostrea edulis (European flat oyster), 2283 nucleotides. RefSeq lists its product as uncharacterized. The record is from RefSeq and is a predicted model, not a curated record. NCBI's taxonomy places the organism in Eukaryota, Metazoa, Mollusca, Bivalvia, Ostreida, Ostreidae. Gene Ontology annotation, molecular function: protein binding. The transcript is spliced from 6 exons. Bases 233 to 1561 code for a protein of 442 amino acids.